Phodopus roborovskii (desert hamster) is the source of this 2254-nucleotide messenger RNA. It is a transcript of the gene Xpnpep1, whose product is annotated as X-prolyl aminopeptidase 1. The record is from RefSeq and is a predicted model, not a curated record. Bases 36 to 2036 code for a protein of 666 amino acids. The transcript is spliced from 21 exons. Gene Ontology annotation, molecular function: metalloaminopeptidase activity. NCBI's taxonomy places the organism in Eukaryota, Metazoa, Chordata, Mammalia, Rodentia, Cricetidae.
CUCCCCUGACGUGGGCUGGGGCACGUCACCGCCGAAUGGCAGCCUCCAGAAAGCCACCGCGAGUAAGGGCGCAUCACCAGGAUUUUCAGCUGAGACAUUUAAGGAUAAUUGAACCUAACGAGGUGACACCCUCAGGGGACAAGAGUGUGGAAAGAGACCACAGGAUGGCUCCAAAGGUGACAUCAGAGCUGCUUCGGCAGCUGCGACAAGCAAUGAGGAAUGCUGAGUACGUGGCAGAACCAAUCCAGGCUUAUAUCAUCCCGUCUGGAGAUGCUCACCAGAGUGAGUACAUUGCGCCCUGCGACUGUCGGAGGGCUUUUGUCUCUGGAUUCGAUGGCUCUGCAGGCACAGCCAUCAUCACCGAAGAACAUGCAGCCAUGUGGACCGACGGGCGCUACUUCCUGCAAGCCGCCAAGCAGAUGGACAACAAUUGGACCCUCAUGAAGAUGGGUUUGAAGGAUACACCAACUCAGGAGGACUGGCUGGUGAGUGUGCUUCCGGAAGGAUCCAGGGUGGGUGUCGACCCUCUCAUCAUUCCCACAGAUUACUGGAAGAAGAUGGCCAAGGUACUUCGAAGUGCUGGUCACCACCUCGUUCCUGUGAAGGAGAACCUUGUGGACAAAAUCUGGACAGACCGGCCAGAGCGCCCCUGCAAGCCCCUCCUCACAUUGGGCCUGGAUUAUACAGGCAUCUCCUGGAAGGAGAAGGUUGCAGACCUUCGGUUGAAAAUGGCCGAGAGGAGCAUUGUGUGGUUUGUGGUCACCGCCCUAGAUGAGAUUGCUUGGUUGUUCAAUCUUCGAGGCUCAGACGUGGAGCACAAUCCGGUGUUUUUCUCCUAUGCGAUCAUAGGACUAGAGGCCAUUAUGCUCUUUAUUGAUGGGGACCGCAUUGAUACCCCCGCUGUGAAACAGCACCUGCUCCUUGACUUGGGCCUGGAGGCAGAGUAUAAAAUCCAGGUGCUUCCUUACAAGUCUAUCCUGAGUGAGCUCAAGACCCUGUGCUCUGACCUCUCCCCAAGGGAGAAAGUGUGGGUCAGUGACAAAGCCAGCUAUGCUGUGAGCGAGGCCAUCCCCAAGGAUCAUCGCUGCUGCAUGCCGUACACGCCCAUCUGCAUUGCCAAAGCUGUGAAGAACUCAGCUGAGUCGGAAGGCAUGAGGCGGGCUCACAUUAAGGAUGCUGUUGCCCUCUGUGAACUCUUCAACUGGCUGGAGAAAGAGGUUCCCAAAGGUGGUGUAACUGAGAUCUCAGCUGCUGACAAAGCGGAGGAAUUUAGAAGGCAACAGGCUGACUUCGUGGACCUGAGCUUCCCCACCAUCUCCAGUACGGGACCCAACGGCGCCAUCAUUCACUACGCGCCGGUCCCCGAGACGAAUAGGACCCUGUCCCUGGAUGAGGUGUACCUCAUUGACUCGGGUGCUCAGUACAAGGAUGGAACCACAGAUGUGACGCGGACCAUGCACUUUGGGACCCCGACAGCCUAUGAGAAGGAAUGCUUCACAUAUGUCCUUAAAGGCCACAUAGCUGUGAGUGCAGCCAUUUUCCCGACGGGAACCAAAGGUCACCUCCUCGACUCCUUUGCCCGGUCAGCUUUGUGGGACUCUGGCCUGGAUUACCUGCAUGGGACAGGACAUGGUGUUGGGUCUUUUUUGAAUGUUCAUGAGGGUCCUUGUGGCAUCAGUUAUAAGACAUUCUCUGAUGAGCCCUUGGAAGCUGGCAUGAUUGUCACUGAUGAGCCGGGGUAUUAUGAAGAUGGGGCUUUCGGGAUCCGCAUUGAGAAUGUUGUUCUGGUGGUCCCCGUGAAGACCAAGUAUACCUUCAAUAACAGAGGGAGCCUGACCUUUGAACCUCUAACUUUGGUUCCCAUCCAGACCAAAAUGAUAGAUGUGGAUUCUCUUACAGAUAAAGAGUGUGACUGGCUCAACAGUUACCACCAGACCUGCAGGGAUGUGAUCGGGAAGGAACUGCAGAUACAGGGCCGCCAGGAAGCCCUUGAGUGGCUCAUCAGAGAGACAGAGCCUAUCUCCAGGCAGCAUUGACCGUGCCCUGCAGUUGCUCUGUAGGAUGCUCUGGGGGAGGAAGAAAACGGCAGACCCCGACUUCGUCCUCCUUACUUCUUUCCAACUCCCUUUUUACUUUUAGACACUAAGAAGAACUGAAACUCUUCUUACCCACUUUGAUAUUUUCUUGCAAACAGUCUUUUAUGAAUUUUUAAUUGUUGAGAAUGAGCCAAGAAUAAAACUGCUACAGCAGAAGG